AGCAGCUCAGCUUCACCGUCCUCGCCUACGACGGCGGCUCACCCCGCCGCAAGUCUUACGCCAAGUGCCACGUCACCAUCAAGAACCUCGACGCUCCGGAGGCUCCUGAAGCUGUUAUGACAGGAAACUCGUGGGCCAUGAUUUGCUGGAACGUUCCAAAAACUGGUUCUCCACUGGGCUACUUUGUCAAUCUGAAAUCAUUGACUGAACAAGACGGCAAUUACACUGAGAAGAACUACAACUUCACUGUUAGAGAGACGGCGAAGAACAGAAGCAGAUCGUGCGCGGCGUUCCCGGAGCUGCAGACGUCGGCCGACUACGAAUUCACUGUGACCGCCUGGAAUGAUGAGGAGACUGGCAUCACCAGCGCCCCUGUCACCUUCAACACUCGUGUCAACCGCACGUGCUCGAGCACCGCCAACAAUGGGUACGAGUGCAGCUGCGUGGAAGGCUUCUACGGGGAAGACUGCGAGUCGUACAACCCGUGCGUGACCUCCAGCGCGCUUUGUCUCCACGGAGGAACCUGUCGCAGUAACUCCAGUGGCACGUACCUGUGUUCCUGCUCAGAAGGAUACUUCGGGAUGAAUUGCGAGCACUUCAACCCAUGUUCCAGUUCGCCAUGCCAGCACGGUUCUGUCUGCGUCAAUAUUGACAACUCCAAGUACAAAUGUAACUGCGUUUCUGGAUACACUGGAGAGCACUGUGAGACUGUCUUCGACGAGUGCGAAUCCCAGCCCUGCCAGAACGGUGGACUGUGCUCUGACGAAUUCGGUUCCUUUCUUUGUACAUGCUCUGUGGGUUUCACAGGAAAACUAUGCGAGCUGGAUAUUGAUGAGUGCACUUUGAGCCCCUGCCUGAACGGAGGAUGUUGCUCAAAUUCUGUUGGAAGCUAUUCGUGCGCAUGUCGCCCAGGCUUCGAAGGGAAAUCCUGCGAAGUAAAUAUUAAUGAAUGUUCGUCCAGCCCCUGCAGUGACAACGGCCUCUGCGUGGACGGCGCUAACAACUUCACGUGCAGCUGCUACGACGGAUUUGAAGGAGAGUUCUGCGAGAAAGAAACUGACGAAUGUGUGUCAAAUAUUUGCUACAAUGGAGGAACGUGCCAAGAUGAUACCAAUGACUACCACUGCAUCUGCCCACCUGGUUAUUCAGGGAAGAACUGUGAAACUGACAUAGUUCAGUGCCAAAACGACACGCUGCGAACCGAGAAAGGAACUUUCGUUUGGGAUUCCAUCGAUCACGGUAUGGUGGCGAGGCAAGAGUGUCCGUACGGUGCAGAUGAGAAGCUCUCUCUCGACGCAGAUGAAGAAAUUUCGAAGUAUGUAAGUGAUCUGAAAUGGAAAGCGUUGACGGGCACAAGUAUGCAAGCCACAGACGACAACGUGACGGCAGAAAACCUGCAGGUGGAAGGCGAGAUAGCGUACGCGGUGCGGCGCUGUGUGCUGCGGCCAGAUGGCAGCGUCGCCUGGACGCCCAUGCUGCAUACUGCCUGCCGCCGAGAGGAGAUCACUUCCGCUCUUCAAAUGAUUGGUUAUCUCCAGAAUAUCACAAAAGAGCCACUUCACAUAGAUGGUGAAGUUUUCUGUAAGGCAGCAGCAGAAAUCCAGAAAGUUCUGGUGUUCGCACUGAGGAACAGAAAGAUUGCAGAGAGCAUGGUGUUGGUGAUCAGCAACCUCAUGAAUGUGAACGAAAGCGUCCUUCAAACGGCAGACGCUAAUGGGACAGUGUCACAGAGUAUAGUGAAGCUCGUAGAUAAGUACACCAGUUACGCACUUCUUGGUCAGCACGACAGGAUUGCUAUUACAACCGACAACAUGAUAGUCAAUGUACUCGACGUGGGAUUACAAACGACGAGCCAAAUUCACAAUGUCACAUUCGUCUUCACAUCGUCAGCUGCCGCCAGCCCAACAUUAUACAGUGACGCCAACACCACCAGUUCUGAAAUAUUCCUGCACGUCCCAACAGAAGCUGUAUUGGUGGCCGCUCGCUAUAUGCGCAGUAGAGUCAGAGCUCGAUUUGUCUGUUACAAGAAUGGUAAAUUUUUUCGACCUCUGGGGUUUUACAACGUUUCUAGUAAUGAAACAACACCCAAAUUGAGAUUCGCAACAGAAGAGCCAGUGAUGUCAGUAACCAUCUCCAAUGUAAGCGUUGGGAACCUCAGUGAAGUGCUGACUUACAGUGUACCCAAUAUCUUCGGAGACACAAAGCAGAUAUGUGCCUAUUGGGAAACGAACAGUUACGAAUGGCUGACUUAUGGUUUAAAGACAAACCAGACUGAAAGCAGGAUAAUUUGUGAAUCGGACCACAUGACUCACUUCUCGAUCCUUCUGGAUCCCGGAUCAGACUACGGCGUAUCGGAGGAGCACAAGUAUACACUAAGCAUCAUCAGUUACGUUGGCUCCUUCUGCAGCAUCUUCGGUCUCACUUUGACAAUCGUUACCUACGCUACAUUCAGGUCUCUGAACCGCGACAGAUCGGGGAAGAUACUGCUGAACUUGUGCGUCUCACUGCUGCUGAUGAAUUUAUCCUUUCUGCUGGUGAUGGUGAAGAACAACGUCCAUUUGGUGGAUGUGUGCAUACUGGUGGCAAUCUUAACGCACUACUUUGUCCUCACAUCUCUGGCCUGGAUGUUGGUCGAAGCUGUUAACAUGUAUCAGUUGCUUAUCACAGUUUUCGCUACGUCUGAGAUUCGAUUCAUGCUCAAAAGAAUGAUCUUCGCCUGGGGUGUGCCGCUGAUUAUCGUGGCGUCAACAGCCACGUAUGACAUUGGUUACUACAAUUCAACUUCUGAGUACUGUAUGCUGAACAAAAAUGAACCAUAUGUUUACUAUAUCACAUAUCUGGGGCCGUCGUGCAUAAUGCUGGCGGUGAAUUGUGUGGUAUUUGUGCUGGUAUCCAGAGUUCUGUUCCAGAAACAUUUGGCUGGGAAGGUGGAAGAAAGACCCGAAAACACCGUCUCCAUGUCACAGGUUCGAGGUGCAUUUGCUGUCAUGACUUUACUAGGAGUGACAUGGGUAUUUGGAGCAUUUGCUUUUGGUAGUACAGAACUUGUAUUUCAGUACUUGUUUUGCAUAUCAAAUUCUCUGCAAGGAUUCAUCAUAUUUAUUGUAAGAUGUGUACAAUAUUCACAAGCAAGGCUUGCUUGGGCUGCAUGCAUCAGAAGGAAACAAAUUAAGGAAUUCCGUGGAGCUGUACCAUCUUCAUUCAUAGGGAAUUCACACUCACUGAACACUGUUUCAUCAAGCAUUUGCUCUCAGUCGACACACAAAGUUAACUUAGAUAAAGAAAAUAACUCCAAUGAUGGUGGUAACAGUUUGAUAUGGGGAAAACCUCUUUCAAAAGACUCCCACAGUAAAUCUCGAGGUCAGUCUUAUUCAUCUUGGAAAUUCCAAAAUGUAUUUAACACUUCUUCAGAAUCAGAUGAUACAUUUAAAUGUGCUGCCAAUUUUAUUGAACUACAAGAUCCACAUAUUGUAUCAGCAACUUCAAAUAACAGUAAUAGUAUCUCAGGCACUUUGAAAAAAGAGUUGGAAAAGACCCUCGUGAAUAGACCAACCAUUUGUAGGACACAAAGUAUGCAUGUGAAAAGCCAGAGUUUUUCAAAUGAUUUAAGUAGUUUCAAACGAGGAAAUAGCAUACAUUGUUCUCUGCAGCUAUAUAGCAAAGCACCAUUUCAUAUGACUUACACAGAAAGCCAAGAUACACUCACUGCAAAAGAAGGUGAAGACACAUCUUGGCAGUUCAUGAGAACACAGCCAAAGCUUAAAUCACAUGAAAUAACAACAAUGACUGUCCGUAAAGAAACUCCUUUAGCUGAGGGAGAUUCUCCUGUCACAGUGCAUGCAAGCUCAAAUCUUAAAGAAGAAACAUUUAUCAAAACUGUCAGUCAUUCAGAUCAAGGUUAUAUUUCUGGAAUUUGUACAACUGAACAUUCACCAGAUAGCCCUUGUCAGAAACCUCACCAAAUUCACUGUGCUAAAAAGUAUUUAUGUGAGACAGACUCAAGGCUGACUGUAUCAACACCGGAUCACAUAUCAACCAAUUCAAGUGCAAGUAAUAAAAAUGGGUCAUAUCAUGACCCAUGUACUGAAGUUAGAAAUCUUAUAACAAAAAGUGAUGGAAACAUUUUGCCCCCAAAGAAUCUGGUACAAAAAUUAGAGAGGGAGAAAAUAAUUUCUCAUACAUUUAUAGUUAUUAAUGGCCAAAAAAUUUACACAAACAACCCUUCUGUUAGACUAAAUGCUGAGCAAGUUGUUGAUGGAAAGAAAAUUGAUGUUCAGUGUGUCAAUAAUAGUCAGAUUCCCCCAAUACUUAAUAAGGAUUCAGGUGAAAUAAAAAAUAGACUCUAUGGUGGUACCAUAGCAACCAAAGAGACUCCCACUUUAACUGAAAACACUAAUUUAGAGACAAAAAACUCUAGCAAAAAUAUUGUCUCAAAAGAUAUGCCUGCUUACAAAGAUUUGAAAGACAUUCAGUUAACAACUACUAGAAGUAAAAAGUGAAAGAGAGUCACAGAACAC
Molecule: messenger RNA, 4517 nt
Organism: Schistocerca piceifrons (Central American locust)
Lineage: Eukaryota; Metazoa; Arthropoda; Insecta; Orthoptera; Acrididae
Exons: 16
Coding region: 117-4499 (1460 amino acids)
Biological process (GO): G protein-coupled receptor signaling pathway; cell surface receptor signaling pathway
Cellular component (GO): membrane
Molecular function (GO): protein binding; G protein-coupled receptor activity; calcium ion binding
Source: RefSeq, a predicted model, not a curated record